CUCAUAACAAACUAAUGCUAUUAAUUUAAAUAACAACAAAAAGAUACAGACGAAUAAGAUGUACGUCUUGUUAUUGGACAAAAAUUUUGUAACGAUAGUAGUAUAAAAUUGAAAAGUUGCACAUAGGAGAGCGCAGACCUACUCUAUAGCUGACGCGCAAGAUGAGAACACUAGCAUAUUUAUGUAUAUUCCUCCUUAUAGGAGAGUAUCUGGCUGCGCCUCUCUCAGAGGAAAAUGAUGAAAAGAUUGUAAUACCGAGACAAAUCUUCGAUAAAUCUCUCGUCAAAUAUAAAGCAGAACACGACAUCGUUGAUAUUAUCGUUCCGUUGAAUGCUCUGAACUUCGACGAGUCCAUGAAAGAUUCUGACAGCAAAUCGGAAUCUGACGAGAAUGAUCUCACAGAUGUGACAGUUUUCUUAGUAGAAGCCGAUUUUAAGGAUGGCAAACGUAUUGACCAUGGACUGUAUCUAUAUAAGAAUGACGAGGUGAAAAUGAUUCUACCCAAUGGAAGAGCAGCGGCUUCCUCGUCAAACGAAAAUAAAUUAGUCUACUUCGGUGCUAGCGACGGUUUGUAUGUUUACAACGUGGACUCCAAGUCCGCUGAUAAAUAUGGAAAAUUUUCCGAUAGCAUUAUAGAUAUCGCUACAAACGAAGACGGCAAACACAUUUACAUUCUCAGCGAAGAUCACAUAUUAUACAACGUGACAAACGGAGGCGAAGAUAAAGUUAUACUCGAUGAAGUCGAAGAUGCCCAGGAAAUUGUUUUGGAUGAUUCUGAAAACAUUUACUUCUAUGACGACAAUAAGGACGUGUUCAUUAAAAACGCUGAUGGUAUUAUUAAAGUUCAAGGUCUACCGGAAGGCGGGAAAUCUCUUAAGCUUGUGAACCCACCGUUUAUAAUGGAGGAAUCUAUUCCUCUGAUGAUAGACAACGUUCUAUACGUGGUAUAUGCUAACGGAACUUCUGAUGCACCCGGCUUGGAGUUCAGCCCGAAUGCAAAACCAACUGCUUAUGGAGCUGAUGCCGUCCUCGUUCAGUACUACGCAUACAACAAAAGGCUGUAUGAAUUCAAUUUGUUAUCCCUCAUAGCGGAAGAUAUAUUUGAGGGGAUGCAAGACGAGGUCGAGAAUAUUCGCAACAACGCCGAAAAAGGCAAAAACUCGCUCGGCUCCAAGAGAUCUUAAUGUAUGUAGUAUUCUCGGAAUAUUUAUGUAAGAAAUAUUUUUAUUUACAACAAA
Danaus plexippus (monarch butterfly) is the source of this 1238-nucleotide messenger RNA. RefSeq lists its product as uncharacterized. The transcript is spliced from 2 exons. The record is from RefSeq and is a predicted model, not a curated record. The coding region runs from base 162 to 1184 and encodes 340 amino acids. Lineage: Eukaryota; Metazoa; Arthropoda; Insecta; Lepidoptera; Nymphalidae.